Messenger RNA from Mucor velutinosus, 852 nucleotides. Its product is annotated as Ca(2+)-dependent cysteine protease. Gene Ontology annotation, molecular function: voltage-gated monoatomic anion channel activity. The transcript is spliced from 7 exons. The coding region runs from base 1 to 852 and encodes 283 amino acids. NCBI's taxonomy places the organism in Eukaryota, Fungi, Mucoromycota, Mucoromycetes, Mucorales, Mucoraceae. The record is from RefSeq and is a predicted model, not a curated record. Gene Ontology annotation, cellular component: mitochondrial outer membrane. Gene Ontology annotation, biological process: monoatomic anion transmembrane transport.
AUGUCUGUUCCUGUUGCUUUCAAUGAUAUUGGCAAGUCCGCCAAGGACCUUUUGUCCAAGGACUACCCCGUUGGUGGUGUCAAGCUCGAAGUCAAGACCACUGCUCCUAACGGUGUUACCUUCAAGGUUAACGGUCAACGUGAUAACAAGACUGGUAUCAUUGUUGGUGAUCUUGAAACCAAGUACGCUGACAAGAAGAACGGUCUUACUUUCACUGAAGCUUGGACUACCUCCAACCACCUUAACGGAAAGAUCGAACUCGAGAACAACCUCGCCAAGGGUCUUAAGCUCGAACUCUUGACCUCCCUCCUUCCCUCUGUCAACGAGAAGGCUGCCAAGAUCAACGCUACCUACAAGAAGCCCAAUGUCCACACCGUUGCUACUCUUGAUGUCUUCAAGACCAACUUCAGUGUCAACUCUGUUUUCGGUCAACAAGGUUUCCUCGUUGGUGCUGAAGUCGCCUACAAUGUUUUGGAUGGCAAGAUUGGUCGUUACAACGCUGCUGUCGGUUAUACCGCUGCUGAAUAUGGUGUUGCUGUUCACGCCACCAACAACUUGAGCAACUAUGCUGCUUCUUACUACCACCGUGUCAACAGUGACCUCGAGGCUUCCGGUAAGGCUUCUUGGGACUCCAAGGGUUCCAACGCUGUUGCCCUCGAAGUUGGUGCCAAGCUCAAGUUGGAUGCUACUGCCUUUGUUAAGGCCAAGAUCUCCAACGCUGGUGUCCUCGGUCUUGCUUACACCCAAGCUCUCCGUCCUGGUGUCAAGGUCAACCUCGGUGCUUCCGUUGAUACUACUCGUCUUAACGAAAACGCACACAAGCUCGGUCUCUCUUUCACCUUGGAGAACUAA